AUGGUUUCUGACAGUCUUUCCAACGCCUUGGAGAAGGUUCAUCUUGAUCAAGAUGACUCCAAGAAAGUGAAACAAAAUCGCAAGGCUCGACGCUUUCAAUUUCAGGGUCCGUUUCGGUUCUUCGACCUUCCCUCAGAGAUACGGCUGCGAAUCUACUCCUUCGUCCUCUUUACACCGCGUCGCAGAAAAGCACUGCGAGCAAAUGGCAGUGUAGGCGCCUCGUCGAAAAAUCCUCCUCGGUCGCCAAUGUCCGAUCGUAUCAAUCUGUAUCUGGCAUCGCGCCGUAUGCACAACGAAGCUACCGACUUCUUUUACUCCAGUCAGAUCUUUCGGCUAUUCCAUAUUCAAGACUAUUCCACGCUGCCAACAAUCAGAGCUGUCUCGCAGCGGUACCUGCCCUCCAUUGCGACAGUCGAAUUGAUCCUGGGCUCCAGUUGGACUGCGCCGCCUGACACCUGGACGGUUAACGACGAUCUCGGCCUAGAGGAUAUGACUCGCGUCAAGACGUUCAAAAUAUUUGUAGAAUGCGACCCGUCGCAUCCGGUGUUCGAGGGUUUCCGAAUUUCCGAGGGCUUUUACACCGAGUUCGCCGGGGCGAUUGUGCAGCAGUCCCUCAAACGACUACCCAACGUGGUUCACGUCGAGUUCGAUGCAUACCCAUCUGUGCGCAAGAGCGGGGAUUUGAUGCAGCGAUUGCUUCACGAGACGAGAUCGGCGUCAAAGAAGAUUGUCUGGGGCCCCGUUAGAGGGUGGACAGACUAUGACGGCGAGGAGAUACUCAAGAGGAACCCUAUCUACGAGCGCAACUACGAUGAAAAGACUUUGAACAAUCCUGUCACUCAACGAAGACUUCGGAUUUUGAACUCAUGA
This is a messenger RNA of Aspergillus affinis, 870 nucleotides long. RefSeq lists its product as uncharacterized. The record is from RefSeq and is a predicted model, not a curated record. The transcript has a single exon. Bases 1 to 870 code for a protein of 289 amino acids. Lineage: Eukaryota; Fungi; Ascomycota; Eurotiomycetes; Eurotiales; Aspergillaceae.